Messenger RNA from Gadus chalcogrammus (walleye pollock), 1946 nucleotides. RefSeq names its product thioredoxin-interacting protein-like. Gene Ontology annotation, cellular component: cytoplasm. The coding region runs from base 166 to 1419 and encodes 417 amino acids. The transcript is spliced from 6 exons. Gene Ontology annotation, molecular function: ubiquitin protein ligase binding. Lineage: Eukaryota; Metazoa; Chordata; Actinopteri; Gadiformes; Gadidae. The record is from RefSeq and is a predicted model, not a curated record. Gene Ontology annotation, biological process: protein transport.
GCCGUCUUCCGUAUAAAGCCUCCGCGGUAACUCAAUAUUUACAUUCAGAAGAAACAUACGGAGAGCAAACAAGCCCGCAAUCGAAAGGGGCACUUUGUCGAUGAAAGACAGCGGCCAAAGGUCUUGUUUUGAACAUUGACAAUAGUCCCGGGUCGGCGGGUCACGAUGGUGGUUAUGAAGAAGUUAAAGACGUUCGAGGUAGUGUUCAGCGAUCCCAGCAAGGCCUUCUACUGUAGCGGGGAUAAGGUGGCUGGGAACGUGGUGGUGGAGGUGUCGGAGGUGACCAAAGUAUCCGUCCUCAAGGUGCUUGGUGUUGGCUGCGGUAAAGUGGAGUACGCCAAAGGAAAACAAAAGUGUCGAGAGGAGAUCGAUUAUCUGAAAUACGAAGAGGUUGUUCAUCUGGACAAUCAGACUAGAGCUCCAGAUGGCUCCUUCACUCUCAGACCAGGAAACAAAUACGAGUUCAUGUUUGGCUUCGAGCUGCCUGCUCCAGGGUGCCUUGUAUCGUCAUACGCUGGCAAGUUCGGCUAUGUGCGGUAUUACGUUCGUGCGGUGAUGGAGCGGCCUUGCGCGCCACCACAACACUGUGAGAAAAGUUUUGAGGUUGAGGAACCUCUGGACAUCAACACCCCCGAUCUUCUGGCUCCGGUAGCAGCAAGCAAGCAUAAGAAGGUGAGCUGUCUCUUCAUCCCGGACGGUCAGGUCAGCAUCUCGGCGAGGAUUGACCGGAAAGGUUUCUGCGAGGGCGAGGAGAUCAGUCUCAACGCCAAGUUUGAGAACAGCUGCUCUCGAAUCGUGGUCCCCAAGGCCGCCAUCGUGGCCAAGCACAGCUACCAGGCUGGGGGUCGCGUCAAAGUCCUGAAGCAGAAGCUGACGUCUGUCCGGGGGAACCACAUCAUCUCUGGGAUGUGUGACAUGUGGCAGGGCCGGACCAUCCGAGUGCCGAAGCUACAGCCCUCGCUCCAGGGCUGUGACAUCAUCAAAGUGGACUACGUCCUCAUGGUAUACGUCCACAUACCUGGCAGCGAUAAGAUGGUGGUGGAGCUGCCGCUGGUGAUCGGUACCGGCCCGUUCGGAGGGCUCUCCAGCCGAUCCAGCAGCGUCAGCAGCCAGGUCAGCUCGCUGCGAGCCCCGUCAGACAGCUGGGCCUCCUUCCCCUCGCCGCCGCCCAGCUACGCCAACAUACCCGGCAGCUACCCCAACCUGCCCAGCAGCUACCCCAACCUGCCCAGCUACUCCAACCUGCCCCGCCUCGACGGGGACAUCACCCGCACCCCCCUGCUUCACGACUGCGACGAAGACGAGGACGAGGACGGUCUCUUUAUGCUGGCCCCGCCCCAAGCCUACCCCCUUCCUCCCCCUUACUCCGAGGUGGACGAGAGCGUUCCGAGUGGCCAGCAGGUCAUCCAGGUGUUCUGAAACCCGCCAGGCGGAGGAGAGAACACUGCACCUCCUGCUGCCAGGAGGAGGAGCGCUACCUUGACUUAGGUCACAGUGGAUGAGGACAGAGCGCAGCGCCCCCUGCUGCUAGGAGGAGGAGGUGGCUAGCAGGAGGAGGAGGAGACCGAUAGGACAUGAGGCUGUUCUGGAGUCUUCAGGUCCGGGUCAGUCCAGGCUAGCAGCUGACCCCUCAUCCAGGAUAGAACCAGAACCCCCCUCUAGUCUAGAACCAGACCCCUCCUCUAGUCUAGAACCAAACCCCUCCCCUAGUCUAGAACCAAACCCCUCCCCUAGUCUAGAACCAGACCCCUCUAGUCUAGAACCAGACUCCUCUAGUCUAGAACCAGACCCCCCCCUCUAGUCUAGAACCAAACCCCUCCUCUAGUCUAGAACCAGACCCCUCUAGUCUAGAACUAGACCCCUCCUCUAGUCUACAACCAGAACCCUCAUCCAGUCUAGAACCAGACCCCUCCUUUAGUCUAGAUCGAGACCCCACUUCUAUUCCC